AAAAACAAAAAACACAUGCUUGUUUUGUUUUUGCAAUUUUAUUUUGAAACGAAAAAACCAAAGAACGAACCAUACAUGGAUUAUUCACUGUCCAUGACAUUUCACAAAUACCCAAGAACAGACAACUACGCAUAUUGAGAAACGGCCAAGAGCGAAACAAGGGUGCAAGUGCGAGUAUUCGGACAGGGCCAGUAUCUGAUGGGAAAACGUAACACCUGUUUUAAAGUUUUAACUUCUGAAAUCUAGUGGUGCGGAAAUCUGUCAAAGACCCACCGAAUUUUAACAUUGCUUAACCUCACUUCUCAAGCCACCAGAUAAAGAUGUUGCUGAUAUAAUCCAGUUAGGGGAAAAAAUACCACUACCUCUAGCGGACAGUGUCAGAAUAGCUGCCACCUUUCUUUGAAUCAGUCAGCGGUAAUUGGUGAACCUCUGAGAAAGCUUCCAGUUCUUUCACAAAAUGCUGGAAAUAUCUAUUCUGAAGGUUGAGAAUCCAUCUUGCCUCUGGGGUCGGGUUGUUUGCGGUGUAGAUGGGAGUGUGGAGACCACAGAACAUUACACGAUUCUCCAGGCUCAGAUGAACCUUUUCUACCACGAUGUCACUCAAAAUCUACAUCAACUGAAACCCACUUCAUUAGAGGAAGGACAGGUGUAUGUGGUAUACUGGGCUGCCAAGAAGUCAUGGUGUCGUGCUGUAGUGCGGUCCGUCAUCACCGACCCAACAUGCUGUCGAGCCUUUUGCUUCCUGGUUGACCACGGAGAAAUGAUUGUGGUCUCCUUAGACAAAAUACGAGUGCCAUUACAGAAGUUCCUCCAGCUUCCUUUUUGGGUGAGGAGGUUCCAUCUGGCACGAAUCCAACCAAUAACCCUUCGAGUAUCUAUUCUUGCAGAAAAAGUAGAACUUGAACCAUCUAAACAGUGGGACUUUUCGGCUACUCUUUACCUGCACAACUUGCUUCGAGCAUCCACCCAAACAGAAGCUGUGUUGCAUGAGUUGGAGUCGGACUCUACCUCCAUUGAGCUUUAUCUUACCAUCAGCAACAUCAAGAUCUGCGUGAAUGAUGACCUGGUGGCCAAUAGGUUUGCAUGUUACAGCAGCAGUGGCCUGGACGCCUGCGACAGGUUUCCUCUCAUGUUGUCCCCCAGCAUCCUAACUCAGACUGCUUCCAAAUGCUCUGACAAGCAGUUGGAGCAAAACCUGCAUUUGCCCAGUGAGCAUGGAGGCUCAUCACAGAGUCCUGGUACUUCAGAGGCAAGCGACUGGCUGACAACUCCCUCGCUACCUCAGAGUCAAAUCCCUGAGGAAGGCAGCAGAUCAGAGAAUACUAAAGAACCAAUGUUCUUUAACAACCAAACCAAGCACGGCCCAAAAGCUUCAGGGGCAGAGAGGUAAGUAAUUUGUGCAGGUUAAAGUUGAACAGGCGCAGCCGAGGUGUUGAGGGGAUCCGUUUUGGUGGCCUUAGGAUUGCCUCUCUGCUUUUUGCGGAUGAUGUGGUCCUAUUGGCUUCAUCAAGCCGUGAUCUGCAGCUCUCACUGGAGCGGUUUGCAGCCGAUUGUGAAGCGGCUGGGAUGAGGAUCAGUCCCUCCAAAUCCGAGGCCCUGGUCUUGAGCCGGAAAAGGGUAGAGUGCCUUCUCUGGAUCAAGAGGGGUGUCCUGCUCCAAGUGGAGGAGUUUAAGUAUCUGGGGUUCUUGUUCACGAAUGAGGGAAGAAAGGAGUGGGAGAUCGACAGGUGGAUUGGCACAGCGUCUGCCGUGAAGUGGGUGCUGUACCGGUCCGUCGUGGUGAAGAGAGAGCUGAGUCAAAAAGCGAAGCUCUCGAUUUACCGGUCGAUCUACGUUCCCACCCU
Molecule: messenger RNA, 1844 nt
Organism: Poecilia latipinna (sailfin molly)
Lineage: Eukaryota; Metazoa; Chordata; Actinopteri; Cyprinodontiformes; Poeciliidae
Product: putative ATP-dependent RNA helicase TDRD12
Exons: 10
Coding region: 458-1390 (310 amino acids)
Biological process (GO): germ-line stem cell division
Source: RefSeq, a predicted model, not a curated record